GUGGUCGCAGACUUACUCCUCCUAAAACUGUUUCCUGUAAGGGGUUGGAGACGAGGAAAGAGUCUCACGUGCUACCAAGCUUCAAGGUGGUAAUUCUCCAUUAUUCCUCUCCUAUUCACAUACCUGCUUACAGCCAGACAUAAGUGUCAUCAUGUCUCAGGAUCAGGAGAGAUUACAGUAUGCACAUUAUCAGCAACUUCAUUCCUUCAGUGAGUCCCAGGACCUGGAGGUUUCUCAGAUCUCCCAGGCUUUGGAGGUGACCUUUCUCUCCUCCUCCCAUUCUAUAAUGUCUGACAACAUGAAGGAGGCUUCUCCUUCUAAGAAAACCAGUACUCCUGACAGUCCUCAAAGUUUCUGCUCCUCUUCUAUUGCCAAUGCAGUUACUUCAUCAAACAAACCUGAUGAAAUCUCCAGUAGCCAAGAUGAGGAAGAUGUUCCAAGCAUCUCACAGGCUGUAUCAGAUCCUGAGAAUGUGCCCAUGGAUGCUCUAGAUAAGAAAGUGGCUUUGCUGGUGAAUUUCAUGUUGCUUAAGUAUCAAACAAAAGAGUCAAUUAGAAAGGAGGAUAUGUUGAAGAUGGUCAUCAGAGAGGAUGAAGACCACUUCUCUGAGAUCUUCCUCAGAGCCACUGAACGCAUGGAGAUGAUCUUUGGCCUUGAUGUGAAAGAAGUAGAUUCCAUCAGCCACUGUUAUGGCCUCUUCAUCAAAUUGGGCCUCACUUAUGAUGGGAUGCUGGGUGAAGACAGCCAGCCCAAGACCGGGCUCCUGAUUCUUAUCCUGGGUGUGAUCUUCAUGAAGGGCAACCGUGCCACUGAAGAGGAAAUAUGGGAAGUGCUGAAUUUGAUGGGCAUAUAUUCUGGGAGGAAGCACUUCAUCUUUGGAGAUGUCAAGAAAUUCAUCACCAAGGAGCUGGUGAAGGAAAAAUACCUGGAGUACCGGAAGGUGGCCAACAAUGAUAUUGCUCAGUAUGAAUUCCUGUGGGGCCCACGAACCUAUGCUGAAACCAGCAAGAUGAGAGUCCUGGAGUUUUUGGCCAAGCUUCAUGGGACUGACCUGAGUGCUUUCCCUUCUCAGUACAAGGAGGCACUGAAAGAUGAAGGAGAGAGAGCUCAAGCCAGAAAUUCCAUCAGGGAUGACUCUACUUCGAUGGGCAUCGCAAGUUCCGCUGCUGUGAGCAGCAACUUCUCCCGCAUCUAGGGAAGUCAGAAAUAGAUUCUUAAUGUAUGUUUGAGGAGAGCAUUUAGUGUUCAAAGAAUGUAGUUUCAAAGAGGAGCAGGAGAGAAGGCAGUAUGUAUAAUCCAUGUGUUUGUAGUUUAUAUGUGCAACUUGACAAUAUACUCUUAUUUUUUGAUGGAUAUAUAUUAUUCAGAUGUUUCAUUUCAGAUAGCUUAGCUUCAAGAUUUCCAUGUUUCAGAUAAUACUAUCACAUACUUAAUGCAGCUACUGUGAUUUAGUAGUAACAGCUUUGUUAUUUUGUAAAAAAAGAAAAAUGACAAACCAUUCAUCUAGAUUGUGGUCUGGAAUAAGAUAAUAUGGCAUUGCUAAGCACUCAGCAUUAAAAUAGAUGUGGUUAACAAACAUAAAAUAUGAAAUAUAAUUGGCAUUUUUCUUAUACCUUUUAAUUUAUUUUGGAAAAUUGAAUAAUA
Messenger RNA from Oryctolagus cuniculus (rabbit), 1644 nucleotides. RefSeq names its product MAGE family member B16 (gene MAGEB16). Gene Ontology annotation, biological process: negative regulation of transcription by RNA polymerase II. NCBI's taxonomy places the organism in Eukaryota, Metazoa, Chordata, Mammalia, Lagomorpha, Leporidae. Gene Ontology annotation, cellular component: nucleus. The record is from RefSeq and is a predicted model, not a curated record.